Messenger RNA from Plasmodium coatneyi, 519 nucleotides. RefSeq names its product Cytochrome c oxidase subunit II. The record is from RefSeq and is a predicted model, not a curated record. The transcript has a single exon. Lineage: Eukaryota; Apicomplexa; Aconoidasida; Haemosporida; Plasmodiidae. Bases 1 to 519 code for a protein of 172 amino acids. Gene Ontology annotation, cellular component: membrane. Gene Ontology annotation, molecular function: copper ion binding; cytochrome-c oxidase activity. Gene Ontology annotation, biological process: ATP synthesis coupled electron transport.
AUGGAUGCACUGAGGCGGGCUCUGGGGCUGCGGCGCCCUGUGGCCCACAGCGAAAAUAAGGUGCUGCUGAAGAAUCUGAACGAAGAAGGCAACCCCCAAGUGACGAAUGUAAAGGCAGAGGAUUAUCCCAUCCCGAAAAAGUACCUAGAAGACCCAGAAAAAAUACCCAAGUAUUACGUCUUCCAGUCUAAUAUGGUUACCGAUGAAGAUUUACAACCUGGGAUGUUACGACAGUUGGAAGUUGACAAACGAUUAACUCUCCCCACGAGGACUCAUAUUUCUUUUUUGGUAACAGCCACGGAUGUUAUUCACUCCUGGUCCAUCCCAAGCCUUGGUAUUAAGGCAGAUGCCAUUCCAGGGCGGCUACAUAAAGUUACUACCUUCAUAUUGAGGGAGGGUGUGUACUAUGGGCAAUGCUCCGAAAUGUGCGGCACGCUCCACGGGUUUAUGCCGAUCGUUGUGGAGGCAGUGUCCCCUGAGGCCUACGCCGCACACGCGAAGAAGUACUACAGGGAUUAG